CUCUCAUUCCAAAAUUUUUCGUUCGACGCCCCCCUCUCACUCGCUCCCCCUUUUCCGGUGGUUCUGUAGCGCGUGAAAGCUGCAGCAUGAAGCAAAUUGUGACGAACCAAACCGUCAAAAUCCCGGAGGGAUUGACUGUUACAGUCAAAUCUCGAAGGGUUACUGUGAAGGGACCCAGAGGAACUCUCAAUCGCUCCUUCAAGCACUUGGCUCUCGAUAUCCGUAUGAUCAACCCACGACUCCUGAAGGUUGAGAAAUGGUUCGGUAAGAAGAAGGAGCUUGCAGCAGUCAGGACUGUCUGCUCUCACAUCACCAACAUGCUCAAGGGUGUGACCAGUGGGUACAUGUACAAAAUGCGUGCUGUGUAUGCCCAUUUCCCCAUUAACUGUGUCACCACGGAGAACAAUACGGUUAUUGAAAUCCGUAAUUUCCUUGGUGAGAAAUUCAUCAGGAGGGUGAAGAUGGCACCUGGAGUAACUGUUAGCAACUCGGCUAAGCAGAAGGACGAGCUGAUCCUCGAGGGAAACUCAUUGGAAGACGUUUCGCGAUCAGCUGCGCUUAUUCAACAGUCAACGACUGUCAAGAAUAAGGACAUAAGAAAGUUCUUGGAUGGUCUUUAUGUGUCAGAAAAGACGACUGUUGUCCAAGAAGAUGAAUAAAUGUUUCUUACAAUAAAUAUAAUUAACGAUAAA
Fopius arisanus is the source of this 692-nucleotide messenger RNA. RefSeq names its product ribosomal protein L9 (gene RpL9). Gene Ontology annotation, molecular function: rRNA binding; structural constituent of ribosome. Gene Ontology annotation, biological process: cytoplasmic translation. The record is from RefSeq and is a predicted model, not a curated record. Gene Ontology annotation, cellular component: ribosome; cytosolic large ribosomal subunit. NCBI's taxonomy places the organism in Eukaryota, Metazoa, Arthropoda, Insecta, Hymenoptera, Braconidae. The transcript has 4 exons. The coding region runs from base 87 to 659 and encodes 190 amino acids.